Molecule: messenger RNA, 1936 nt
Organism: Amphimedon queenslandica
Lineage: Eukaryota; Metazoa; Porifera; Demospongiae; Haplosclerida; Niphatidae
Product: golgin subfamily A member 2-like
Exons: 9
Coding region: 29-1756 (575 amino acids)
Biological process (GO): Golgi organization
Cellular component (GO): Golgi cisterna membrane; cis-Golgi network; Golgi cis cisterna
Source: RefSeq, a predicted model, not a curated record
AGUCGAAUGCUCUGAACUCAAAGAGGAGAUGAAGAGUCUAAGACAUCAACUAGAACACACUCAAAGAGAAAAGGAGCGACUCUCCCUCUCUCUAUCCAACAAAACUAAAUUAAUAACUAGCCACACCUCCGAGGAGUCUGGCCUACGCUCGGCUUUACACCAGGCACAGUUGAGGCUGGAGGAAGUUGAGGAGGAGAAGAACGAAAUGAAGCGUAGAAUGACUCGGCAGGCGAAAGAAGUACAGACACUCCAGGGGAAAAUGAGUGAUUUACAGAAUGAAGUUAAUAUGUACAAGUUGCUCUCAGAACAGCUCAAGUCUACUCCUCCUGUGUCUCCUACUGAUGAUGAGAAUAAGAGACAGUUGGAUUCACUCCAAGGAGAAAUGGCAACACUCUCUGCUAGUUUACAAUCAAUGAAGAGAGAGAGGGACCAGGCGCUGAGUGACGUGACUGCCCUACGUGAUACUAUGAUGCACAAUAGACAGGAGACUGCUAGAAAAAUUGGUGAGCUAGAGACACAGUUAAAAGAGUCACAGAUACUCAUACACUCACUCCAGCAACAGCUUUCAGCACAACAUCAACAAGAUACUAGUCAGAAUGAGUUGAAGGAUGAAACACUGAGAGCUAAAGAUGAGGCACUGCUCAUAGCUCAGAGAGACAUUGAAACACUUCAAGAACAAAUUAAACAACUAACUACCAAUAAUAACAUGCUGAGUCAGUUACAAUCAGAGACCGAAGAGAGAGCUAACAGUUACGAAGAGCAACUCAAACUAGCCCAAGAUCAAGUGGUAGACCAGCAGUCCCUCCUAACUACAGUGUCCCACGACAAGGAAACCCUCUCUCGGGUCGUAUCUCAAAAUAAAGAACUCAAAAAGAACCUUGGGGAGCUACAGGACGCUUUCGUACUUCGUACUAAUCAGAACGCUGAGCUGGCAGAUUCGCUUGAAACGGAGACAAGACGGAGGCAGAAACUGGAGGAGAAGUGUUCACAAUUAACUGAGAGUCUUAAUAUGGAGAGACAGAGACUUGGGGAACUGACUGAAGAGUUACACUCGUUGAAGAGACAAGAGGAGGAGAGAGAGAAAGAGGAGGAGGAGAGAGAGGAGGAAGAGGAGGAGGAAACUGAUUCUCCUGUAUCCAGACAUGUAGUUAUGGAUGAACAAAACCAGUCACAGGUGCAGGAGUUAAGUAUUGAAGUGGCCAGUUUAAGGGAAGAGAGGGACAGGUUGCUGCAAGAGUUAAGACGUAUCUCUCCUCCUCCAAUGGAACAGGAUGAGUCACUUCAAUCAGUUGACCUUCAGAAAAGCUUCUCUGCUCUUCAGGAGCACUUUGUUACUGUGAUGCAUGACAAAGCUGAGCUAGAGGACAGACUCCAGGAGAGUGAGCACAGGAUAGUCCAAUUGGAAGGAGAGACUGAGACCAUCGGAGAAUAUGUGGCCUUGUAUCAGACUCAACGAGAAGCUCUCAAGAUUAAAUUUGCAGAGAAAGAUCGUUUGAUAGAGCAGUUGACACAAGAGAAGGCAAUGCUUGAGUUAAGAUUCAGAGAAGUCCAGUCAUUAGUAAAGCAGUUAGAUCGAACCGAUAACAAAGAAAACAAGUCCUCAAAUCCUCCAUCCUCAUCUCUUCCUCUCCACCUACUCCAGACCACACAUCAAGAUCAGAUUGUAUCGAUGAUAGAGGAACUGACCUCGCCACUCACAAGUAUUGAACCUAACGUUCACUGCCCUUGCUGCUCGGGUAAUCUUAUUAUUGUAUGAGCUCGGUACUUGUACAUGAAUUACAUGAAGUCUUUCUAUAAUGUACAUUUAAAUUAUAGUUAUGCCUGGCUUUCUGUGAUUAAUUUAUUAACAUAUUAAUUUAUAGAUUUUAUUAUUAUUAUUAAUUAUCAUUGUACUAUUAUGACACCUCUCUGAUGAUAAAUUUUAAAAGAUUGUUAA